Messenger RNA from Suillus paluster, 1074 nucleotides. RefSeq lists its product as uncharacterized. The coding region runs from base 1 to 1074 and encodes 357 amino acids. The transcript is spliced from 5 exons. NCBI's taxonomy places the organism in Eukaryota, Fungi, Basidiomycota, Agaricomycetes, Boletales, Suillaceae. The record is from RefSeq and is a predicted model, not a curated record.
AUGGUUUUCUUCGCCUUUGUUUGGUCGUGGUUGUUUUUUCUUCGUCUCUCUCUUUCUUCCCUUCUUUCUUUCUACAUCCUUCCUUCCUUUGUUUCUUUGUUUCUGCAUCCGUCCACAUUACGUGCGCCACCCGCCUAUAAUACGCUUGAAAAAUCCCAACCGUCUAACAUACGCCUGCCUGUCAUGGCAGGUGCAUCUGGUGUACUCCAAAGUUAUGUUAGGCGGGGCGGCGCCCCCUCUACCCUUUACAGGGUGGAGUAUUCCUGGGCUGUACUGCCUGGGAGGGGUUGUUGCUGGGACUUCAACGUCAGUCUUGUCGCCCCGCCUUCUGUGACACAAUCCCAACCGUCUAACAUACGCCUGCCUGUCAUGGCAGGUGCAUCUGGUGUACUCCAGAGUUAUGUUAGGCGGGGCGGCGCCCCCUCCGCCCUUUACAGGGUGGAGCAUUCCUGGGCUGUACUGCCUGGGAGGGGUUGCUGCUGGGACUUCAACUCCCAACCGUCUAACAUACGCCUGCCUGUCAUGGCAGGUGCAUCCGGUGUACUCCAGAGUUAUGUUAGGCGGGGCGGCGCCCCCUCCGCCCUUUACAGGGUGGAGCAUUCCUGGGCUGUACUGCCUGGGAGGGGUUGUUGCUGGGACUUCAACGUCAGUCUUGUCGCCCCGCCUUCUGUGACACAAUCCCAACCGUCUAACAUACGCCUGCCUGUCAUGGCAGGUGCAUCCGGUGUACUCCAGAGUUAUGUUAGGCGGGGCGGCGCCCCCUCCGCCCUUUACAGGGUGGAGCAUUCCUGGGUUGUACUGCCUGGGAGGGGUUGCUGCUGGGACUCAUUCUUGCUUUAUAGGGCGCCUCCCUCCAACCUGACAAGGCCUCGUAAUAAUAGGUGGAGAGCUUUGGAGUACUCUGCAAGGUCUGGCGGUGGCAGGCACAGAAUUGUCAUAGAAUCAUCUCACUCCUUUGCAGAACUUCCGCUGGGCCUAGCCAGGUACUACGGUGUGAAGCAGGAAUCAUUGGGCUCUGACUUUUCUGUGCGCCAUUGCCCUGGCUGCCUUGAACUUUUAAAGACAAUGCAGUAA